Molecule: messenger RNA, 463 nt
Organism: Triplophysa dalaica
Lineage: Eukaryota; Metazoa; Chordata; Actinopteri; Cypriniformes; Nemacheilidae
Product: NEDD4-like E3 ubiquitin-protein ligase WWP2
Exons: 5
Coding region: 83-463 (126 amino acids)
Molecular function (GO): protein binding
Source: RefSeq, a predicted model, not a curated record
AUGAAGGAGUGAGAAGCUUGGCUGAAUCUCGUGAGACUGCUCGUUGCACUGCUCUUGGAUCCACAUUGAAGUGUAUUUUUAUAUGAAAUCUGACUUUUUACAUCACUACACAACAGCGCAUUUGGAGGAGGGUGAUAUGGAGUCAGUAGUCUCCUGCUCUGCUCCAGCAGAGGAAGUAAAGAGUGUCUUUCUUCCUGUGGGAUGGAAAAGCUACAGGUCACCUGAGGGAAGGAAAUACUAUGUCAACACCAGCACAAAUGAGACAACAUGGGAACGGCCGUGCGAUUCCACCACCACAUUGAGAAGCACCAGUCACAGAAACUCAGUUUAUGGACAUCAUGGUCUUGGAGCCACUGGGAAGGUGCUGGAUCAUCCAGAUGUGUUCAAGACGAAAACCAGCAUGAACAACCAGGUGCAGUCCAUCUAUAUUUACAAUUCAGAUAAGAGUCAGUAUAGUCAGUAG